Daphnia magna is the source of this 2140-nucleotide messenger RNA. RefSeq lists its product as uncharacterized. The transcript is spliced from 4 exons. Bases 778 to 1995 code for a protein of 405 amino acids. Lineage: Eukaryota; Metazoa; Arthropoda; Branchiopoda; Diplostraca; Daphniidae. The record is from RefSeq and is a predicted model, not a curated record.
CCUUCGUAUCGACCGCAAUGCCGACAGGUAAGAAGAACUUCCUUGCAUUGCGUUGGUAGGUAAGUUUGGCGAGGUCUUUGCACCUUUAUAUCUCAAACUUGCUUCCGAUCGGGUUGGUCCGUCAACCGGUUUACUAUCGUUAAAGAGCUUCAUUGUUUGUUGAUAUGUAUUUAUUCGUUAUGCAUCAACUUGUUAUGUUUUAUGAGCUAAAAAUAAUUUGUUACGGAUGUUUUUGUCCGUUUCAAACAGUUGUUUAUGGACAACCGUACAUGUCAUGCAAAUCGGUAAAUAGUGUUUUGAAACAUGUUUAGCCAAGCGGUAAUACGUAUAACGUCUAAAAAUAGUAAAAAAAAUUUGGAUUAGCCUCCCUUUUUUUUUUACAUUUACAAAGUUUAAGUGUAAAAUGUUCGUGCCAAUCAAUUCGCUAAUUGGGUGUCGGGUAGUUGAUAUUGGACGAUUGCGAUUGUCGCGUGAAGUUUUUUCCCUAUAGGAUGUGGAUGUUUUAGGCGAACGACGUUUUGUGGUUGUCGACAGCAAGACCUGUUAUGUUCACGCUUGAUUUCCCGAAUGUAACCAAGAAGCAGAAGACCAGUCAUUACACCCAUUACAGGCAGCGGUCGCCAUGACACCGCAACACCUUUGGGUCCCAAAGGAAGGAAGAAAAGAAGCCGGAAAAAAGGGAAGAUGCAAAGGUACUAUGUUUUAGUUAUUCUUCGGCCGAACAACUGGCCAGACGUUUAAUCAAAAAGUUCUCGUGAAAGAAAACGAGUUAGAAGCAUGACUAGUUCUAUGAACAAAAAGCAGCUUUCCUGCUUGGUGGCUGGCCUAUGCUGCACCACUGCUCUUAUUGCUUUCUGCAUUUGGGCCGGUAUUGGCGGUUUCUUUGAAAGGUUUAGCCAUCCCGCCGAAAAAUUGAAUCGCUCUGAAAAAAAUGUGACGGAGCCGGUGAUGUCAAUCAAAGAUAGAAGAGGAUUCAUCUUUAGUCGAUCGUCCGAUCAUCCCGAAACUGUUCGAAUUGUCGCCAGUGUUGCUACAUCGAAACCGGUCCCUAUCAUACACACCAAUUCGUCAUCGCCGCGAGUUCCAUUAGCUAAAAUUCAGCGUUCGGAAACGAUGGCCACGUUAGCAAAUGAAGGAUCCAGUCAAUUGUUUCAACGGCAACAAUUCAGUCCGACUCCAAAGUCCUUUUUUGAUCUACCCGAUUCAAGAAUUUGGGGUCCUGCCUUGGUUCAGCAGAGCCGAUCUAAUAGCGACGCUGAACGAUCUGAACGUUUUUACCAACCAAUGGAUGGCACCAUCAGAAAUUGGGAUCAUGAUUCGUUUAACAUGAGCAAGCUUCUCAAUACGGUGAGCCAAAUAUUUGGGGUCGACUUGGAAGAAGAAGAUCCACACGUGAACGCCAACAGGGAUGCUGUUAGCGCAGAUCGCUCUUCCUGGGUGACGUUGAGUUAUUUGAGCCUCAGCAUCUUCCUUCUUCGUCAAAUGGAUCGUAUCCUAAAAUUGCAAUCUGAACCAUCAGAUCCUCUCCUGAUGGAGGAGCGUGGCCGGAGCAUGAACAGCGCUCUGGAACCUUGGACAUACAAUAGUCUUAACUUGCUUUUCACCGAGCCUAAUAACAAUACGGACAUCGAAGGUGUUAUCAACAAUGUUGGCGAUGAAGAUUCGGCUGAUGAUUACAUAUGGGCUGCUCAUAAUAUUCUUAGAGCAUCCAAGGACUUAAGCGGAGAAGGCUUAGACUGCAUCUGGUCUGCGUAUUGCACGGAAAUCGACAACAGGGCUUCCCUGGAUGGUGUUACGGGAGCGUUAGCCAGGAUGAAUGCAGUCGUUCUGAAAAUGGUGACCGGCUGGCUGAGUCCAUCGACCGCCGUGAUCAAAUUGAUUCGCUCUCCAUUUGACUGGAAUGGAAUUGAUUGCAACAAAUUAUUUCCAAGGUGUAAGCCAGAAGAGGCUGUAAAUUACUUGGUCCGGCUAGCGACCACUACAAGUUCCAAUUAAAAAGGGAUAUUAUAACGGUUAAAGGUAAUGGGUUUCGCAUAAACACACGAGCCAAGUUAACGUUUUAUUUGAAUUUUUUUUUUUUAACUUGUCGGUGUACGGGUUGGUGUUUUGUACCAUUCUAAUAAAUCCUGAUUAUUAAGUA